Branchiostoma belcheri (Belcher's lancelet) is the source of this 2156-nucleotide messenger RNA. RefSeq names its product kelch-like protein 3. The annotation marks the transcript as partial. The transcript has 12 exons. The record is from RefSeq and is a predicted model, not a curated record. Gene Ontology annotation, molecular function: protein binding. NCBI's taxonomy places the organism in Eukaryota, Metazoa, Chordata, Leptocardii, Amphioxiformes, Branchiostomatidae.
UCAGGGGAAGAUAAAAUGGACCCUCUGAUAGCGGAACACAGUGUGGCUGUGUUGGACAAACUGCGUCAGCACAGGCAGAAUGGACUCUUCACAGACGUCACGAUCACGGUGGGGAAAACUGUGUUCCCGGCACACAGGAAUGUCCUGUCCGCGUCCUGUCCGUACUUCGAGGCGCUGUUCUCGUCUCAGAUGUCGGAGAGUCGGUCCGACAACAUCCCCAUAACCUUCACCAGUCCUCAGGCCAUGGAGGCCAUCCUGGACUACCUCUACAUCGGCAGAAUUGAGGUUGCCCCUGACAAUGUUGAAGAAGUGUUGAUGGCCGCUGACCAGCUCCUGUUAACCAACCUGAAGAACAUCUGCUCGGAGUUCCUGCAGCAGAACCUGACCAUCAAAGACUGUCUGUACAUCAAGGUGCUGGCAGAUCUGUACGGCCUGGAGGAGCUCUUCCAGAGGGCCAGCAAGUUUAUACAGGACUAUUUUGACGCAGUGAUCUGCAAUGACGACAUGAUGUUAGCCUCUUUCGAGACGAUUCUGGAACUGAUCUCAGACGACAAGGCGCGUGUCCUCAAAGAGGAGUCUGUGUUCGAGACUAUCGUCAGAUGGACAGAGUACGACCUGUCCAACAGGAAGGAGUACUUUCCCAAACUGAUGGGCCAGGUCCGACUGGUUCAGCUGGAUGAGAAGUACCUACUGGAGACGGUACAGAACCACCCCCUGGUGAAGGACUGUAAGGAGUGCAGGGAGUACCUGUACGAACUCAUGCGGUCAUACGUCAUGUCAGAGAUCGACCCUAAAACCGAGAUGUCCGGCAGUGUCCGACUGAAACCCCGCCAGGGCUCUCUGAAGACAGUGAAUGGGUUCGUUAUUGACGAGAACCGCUGGGUGGCGCUGCCGGACCUGCCGAUGCCGGUGUUCGGCCACGCCAUCGCCCUGCUGGACGGGUGUGCGUACGUGGUGGGCGGGACCUGUGCACGAUCGGUCUACAAAUAUGACCCGCUGAACAACUCCUGGUCUUCCGUAGCAGACAUGAACAUCCCCCGCCUGCUGCUGUCUGUAGUGGUCUGCGACAGACAGCUGUAUGCCAUAGGUGGCUGUAUCUCCUCGGAGAUGUUCCUGGACUCCGUGGAGGUGUAUGACCCUCAGGAGGACGACUGGCAGCCGAUCGCCAGCAUGCAGACGCCCCGCUGUCUCACCCAGUGUGUGGCGCGGGACGAGAGACACAUCUACACUGUCAGUGGGUGGCGGGGCGGUACCAACAUCAGUAACGCCAUAGAGAGAUAUGACCUAAGAGACGACACCUGGUCACUGCUGCCUCCGUAUGAAGAACCAUUUCCCAUCAUUCCUCACAUCAUGUUGCUAGGCAACAACAUCCACAUGACCUUCCUGGGUCAGAAGGUUCUUCACUUCAACACGGAGGACAACACGUGGAAAGUAUCGAAAGAGGUUGUCCCUGCAAUACCGCGUGAACCCGCCAGGCGGUACCCCGCCGCCUGUAUGGACAGCGGGGACUUGUUCGUGUGUGGAGGGAGGACGCGUGAUAAGUUACUGGACACGGGAUUCCUGUAUGUCGGCGCCGUGAAGGAAUGGUACUCCAUCGCCAAAAUGGCCAAACCUACAACAGGUGCCGUGUGCACAGUGACCCCCAUCCCGUACGAGUUUGUAAAGGCGGCAGACGCACCCAAACCUACAGAAAAGGCUUCUCAGACAGACUCAGCGGAGGGAAAGGGUGACCAAGGGGAAGAAGAAACACGAGAAAGGGAUGGAGGGCAUGAGGAAGAGGUGGGGGCUGUGGGAGGGGGACCUGAACAAUGAACUAUGCUUUGUAUAUUUCGUACAUGUACUAUCAACAUCCAGAUAUUCAUUCAAUCUGUUUCAGAUGAAUAGGAAAAUGAGUUUAUGUAUGUAUGUAUGUAGGUAUGAUUAUGUUGCCUUUACUUCAAAAGCAAAGUGACAGUGUAUAUAAAAGAUCUAGAUAGAAUGUACUGGUUCUGAUAUGUAUGAAUCUAUAUACAUCAUAUUGAGCUGAAAUUAUGUGAAACAGGCACGUUAGCCUGUGUCAAUCAUGUUUAGCACACCAAGGACAGACAUGCUAGUCUGUAUGGAUAGUGUUCAGCACCAAGGACAGACAUGCUAGUCUGUGUGGAUAGUGUUCAGCA